Molecule: messenger RNA, 1695 nt
Organism: Schistocerca nitens (vagrant locust)
Lineage: Eukaryota; Metazoa; Arthropoda; Insecta; Orthoptera; Acrididae
Product: trichohyalin-like
Exons: 3
Coding region: 1-1695 (564 amino acids)
Source: RefSeq, a predicted model, not a curated record
AUGACUCCAACACUGGUUUUCUUUAAAGAUGCCAGAGAGAUCAAGAGACAGAGAGAUCAAGAGACAGAGAGAUCAAGAGACAGAGAGAUCAAGAGACAGAGAGAUCAAGAGACAGAGAGAUCAAGAGACAGAGAGAUCAAGAGACAGAGAGAUCAAGAGACAGAGAGAGAGAGAGAGAGAUCAAGAGACAGAGAGAGAGAGAGAGAGAGAGAGAGAGACAGAGAGAGAGAGAGAUCAAGAGACAGAGAGAGAGAGAUCAAGAGACAGAGAGAGAGAGAGAGCAAGAGACAGAGAGAGAGAGAGAGAGCAAGAGACAGAGAGAGAGCAAGAGACAGAGACAGAGAGAGAGCAAGAGACAGAGACAGAGAGAGAGCAAGAGACAGAGACAGAGAGAGAGCAAGAGACAGAGACAGAGAGAGAGCAAGAGACAGAGACAGAGAGAGAGCAAGAGACAGAGACAGAGAGAGAGAGAGCAAGAGACAGGACAGAGAGAGAGAGAGCAAGAGACAGGACAGAGAGAGAGAGAGCAAGAGACAGGACAGAGAGAGAGAGAGCAAGAGACAGGACAGAGAGAGAGAGAGCAAGAGACAGGACAGAGAGAGAGAGAGCAAGAGACAGGACAGAGAGAGAGAGAGCAAGAGACAGGACAGAGAGAGAGAGAGCAAGAGACAGGACAGAGAGAGAGAGAGCAAGAGACAGGACAGAGAGAGAGAGAGCAAGAGACAGGACAGAGAGAGAGAGAGCAAGAGACAGGACAGAGAGAGAGAGAGCAAGAGACAGGACAGAGAGAGAGAGAGCAAGAGACAGGACAGAGAGAGAGAGAGCAAGAGACAGGACAGAGAGAGAGAGAGCAAGAGACAGGACAGAGAGAGAGAGAGCAAGAGACAGGACAGAGAGAGAGAGAGCGAGAGACAGGACAGAGAGAGAGAGAGCGAGAGACAGGACAGAGAGAGAGAGAGCGAGAGACAGGACAGAGAGAGAGAGAGCAAGAGACAGGACAGAGAGAGAGAGAGCAAGAGACAGGACAGAGAGAGAGAGAGCAAGAGACAGAGAGAGAGAGAGAGCAAGAGACAGAGAGAGAGAGAGCAAGAGACAGAGAGAGAGAGAGCAAGAGACAGAGAGAGAGAGAGCAAGAGACAGAGAGAGAGAGAGAGCAAGAGACAGAGAGAGAGAGAGAGAGCAAGAGACAGAGAGAGAGAGAGAGAGAGCAAGAGACAGAGAGAGAGAGAGAGCAAGAGACAGAGAGAGAGAGAGAGCAAGAGACAGAGAGAGAGAGAGAGCAAGAGACAGAGAGAGAGAGAGAGCAAGAGACAGAGAGAGAGAGAGAGCAAGAGACAGAGAGAGAGAGAGCAAGAGACAGAGAGAGAGAGAGCAAGAGACAGAGAGAGAGAGAGAGCAAGAGACAGAGAGAGAGAGAGAGAGAGCAAGAGACAGAGAGAGAGAGAGAGCAAGAGACAGAGAGAGAGAGAGAGCAAGAGACAGAGAGAGAGAGAGAGCAAGAGACAGAGAGAGAGAGAGAGAGAGCAAGAGACAGAGAGAGAGAGAGAGAGAAGAGAGAGAGAGCAAGAGACAGAGAGAGAGAGAGAGAGCAAGAGACAGAGAGAGAGAGAGCAAGAGACAGAGAGAGAGAGCAAGAGACAGAGAGAGAGAGCAAGAGACAGAGAGAGAGCAAGAGAUAGAGAGAGCAAGAGAUAG